AUGCCCACCUUCGAGGCCAUCUUCUUCCCCGCGAACGACCGCUCGCCGACCACGGUCCCCCUCCUCACCAGCAACUUUGUGUUCCAAGGCCCCGCUGCCCACGAGCCACCUUACCGCGCCGGCCGCCUCCCGCACCCGGAGAUCCACAUGGACUACAUCGCGGACCGCUCGUGGGAGUACCAUACGGUCUCCGCUCUCGACGGGAUGUCGACCGGCUUCCAGUCGCCCUACAUCGUCUUCUACCCCGUCCGGUCGCGCGACGGGAUGCCCUUCCCGGUGAACAAGUGCGUGCGCGAGAUCCAGGGCGGCGCGUUCGUCGACCGCUUCCCCUGGCGCGGCGACCUCGUUGUCGCCAAGUACCGGGACGCCAACUUCAGCGAGAUGACCGACGCCUCCAUGGCCGACUUCCCGAUCAUCAAGAACUACCUCUCCACCAAGCCCGGCCCGCGCGCCCAGCAGCCACAGUCCUGA
Epithele typhae is the source of this 471-nucleotide messenger RNA. RefSeq lists its product as uncharacterized. The coding region runs from base 1 to 471 and encodes 156 amino acids. The transcript has 2 exons. The record is from RefSeq and is a predicted model, not a curated record. NCBI's taxonomy places the organism in Eukaryota, Fungi, Basidiomycota, Agaricomycetes, Polyporales, Epitheliaceae.